ACACACUAAACUUUCUUCAAUCAUGGGUAAAGAAACAAAUGGAGUACUAGCAAGAACAAGUGAUGAUGAAGUUAUAAAAAAACAGGAAAUUCAAGAAGCACAAGCAAAUAUGUGGAAAUUUGUGUUUGGUUUCACAGAAAUGGCUGUAAUUAAAUGUGCAAUUGAAUUAGGAAUUGCUGAUUUCUUGGAAGAAAAUAAUAAUAAUGAAGAAGUUAUUAGCCUAAAUCAACUUUCUAAUGCACUUGGUUGUUGUUCUUCUUCACUCUAUCGUAUCCUAAGGUUCUUGAUCAAUCGCGGAAUAUUCAAGGAAACAUCAACAAAAAAUGGCGAAAUUGGCUAUGUUCAAACUCCCCUUUCUCGCCUUCUUAUUAAAGAAGGCGGGAAUAGCAUGGCUGCUUUCUUGCUAUUCGAAAGCAGCCCUGUAAUGCUAGCACCAUGGCACAAUCUUACCGCGCGUAUAUCAUCAAAGGACAAUGGUAGACCUGCUUUUGACGCGGCACAUGGUAAGGAUGUAUGGAAGUACGCGGAAGCUGACCCUGGACAUAGUAACCUCCUAAAUAGCGCGAUGGCAUGCGAUGCUAGGGUAGCCGUAUCCGCGAUUAUAAACGAUUGUCCUGAGAUAUUUAAGGGGGUGAACACUAUGGUUGAUGUUGGUGGUGGUGAUGGAACAACAUUAAGGUUGUUAAUAGAGUCUUUUCCAUGGAUUAAUGGGAUUAAUUAUGAUCUACCUCAUGUUGCUUCUGUUGCACCUCAUGCUAAUGGUGUUGUACACGUUGGAGGUGACAUGUUUAACUAUGUUCCUAAAGCUGAUGUUGCUUUCCUCAUG
Molecule: messenger RNA, 826 nt
Organism: Capsicum annuum
Lineage: Eukaryota; Viridiplantae; Streptophyta; Magnoliopsida; Solanales; Solanaceae
Product: acetylserotonin O-methyltransferase
Biological process (GO): methylation
Molecular function (GO): O-methyltransferase activity; protein dimerization activity; S-adenosylmethionine-dependent methyltransferase activity
Source: RefSeq, a predicted model, not a curated record